Messenger RNA from Peromyscus maniculatus bairdii (prairie deer mouse), 11025 nucleotides. NCBI's taxonomy places the organism in Eukaryota, Metazoa, Chordata, Mammalia, Rodentia, Cricetidae. The record is from RefSeq and is a predicted model, not a curated record.
UCUACUUGCCUCCAUCGGGAUCCACUGACUUCUUGACUUCCGUGGUCCGUGUGGCUGCCCUCUACCGCUGUUGCUUGGAGCCAGAGCCCUGGCAUCCUGUCUGCACACCCUCUGCUAUUUGACCUCAUUUGCUCUGCUUUUGGCCUCGCCUUGGAGCUGACAGCUGAAAGGACCCCAUCCCACCCUGCAUUUUAAGAUGGAAUCUUUUCUGAGAGUGUCUCUGACAAAACAGAGCAAAAAAUGUUUGGGAAGAAUAGACUGCUGGAGAUUCUGUGAGGUGUUUUUUCAGGCUUAGGUGCAUGAACAGAAUUGUCAAAGCUCCCAUCAAUAUGUCCUUUGUUCUAUUCUUCUUACUACGUCUCUCACACCCACUUACGAUUCUCCUGGAUAGUCCUGGGGCAUCUUAUGGGUCUCACAGUCUACAGAGGCACCUGCUCUUCUUGGUCAUCACCAUUUUCUCUGUUGUUUACCUGGGCUGACCAUGGUGCGAUUCCACCUUGCUGAUAUCCCCAGAAAGGCUAUCCACAGCCCAGAUAGCUUCCAGGGGAACUUUAUAUCAGAGUAGCCUAUGUUUAGUGUGAAUUUACCAAAAACAAUGUCUGUGUCAAAGAACUCAGUGACUGUGUUGAAGGACAGAAGGAAGGGUAGAUGCGGCCACCACCACAGGCAAUACAGGCAAUAACGUUUGCUGUGGGUUAAACUGUAUACUUCAAAAGACAUGGAGAAGUCCUAACCACUGGCAUCUGGGAAUGGAACCUUAUUGCAAAAUAGAGCUUUGCAAAUGUAACUAAGAUAAAAGGUACAAAACUGGACCCAGGUGACAUCUUGGCCUUGGGCAUAUGGACACUGUUGAAAACCGUCCCUCACAAACACUUUGGCUGGACUUUUGACCCUCCUCGGAAGGACCACUUCAAGAGCACACCUUGGGGAAGUAUCGUAUCAUAGCUCGAGUCUGUGAUGAGGGCUCUUGCUACACAAAAACCUAUGUGGCGCCCAGGGUAUUAUAUAAGCCCUUGGCAGGAGGGGAGAUAGUCCGGUCUGUGCGCUUCGGCCGCCGCAGUCGCAGCAGCCACGGCGCAGCAGCAGCGAGAGCCGAGAGCCGCUCAGGUUGAUUUAGAACGCGGGUGACAGUGGCCUGGCGCGAGCCUGCGGCUGACGACAGCGGCUGAUCCCGCUCGGUUUCCAUGGAGACGGGCAGGAGCCGCGGCGGCGGCGGCGCGGCUGUCAGCGAGCGCGGCGACGCGCGCGCGGGGGUCUGCAGGAGGCAGGAGCAGGCCGGGGCCCUCGCCGCAGACAUGGACUCGCAUUGUGAGUGCGCCGCGGAGACGCCCGCCGCAGAGCCGCCGUCGGGGAAGAUCAAUAAGGCUGCGUUCAAGUUAUUCAAGAAGAGGAAAUCUGGGGGGACCAUGCCCAGCAUUUUUGGGGUCAAAAACAAAGGGGAUGGGAAGAGCGCGGGGCCGACGGGGAUGGUGAGAAGCAGGACCCACGACGGACUAGCGGAGGUACUGGUGCUGGAGGGCAGCAAGAAGGAGGAGCCGCCCGGCGGGGGCGAUCACGGCGGGGCCCGGCCGAACCCCGGGCCCCCCAAAGCCGCCGGGCCUGGUCUGGGCUCUCUGGCCAGCAGCUCGGUGGCCAAGUCCCACAGCUUCUUCUCCCUGCUGAAAAAGAACGGGCGAUCCGAGACCGGCAAGGGGGACCCUGCCGAGGCGAGCAAGGCUGGCGGCAAACAAAAGAGGGGGCUGAAAGGGAUCUUCAGCAGCAUGCGCUGGCACCGGAGGGACAAGCGCGGCAAGGAGGAGGAGGAGAAGGCGGCGCGCGCGGCGGGCCCGGGCAGCCUAGUCCUGCCCGGCUCGCUCACCGCCAGCCUGGAGUGCGUCAAGGAGGAGCCGCCCCGAGCCGCGCGCCGCCCGGACAGCCCGGGCCCGGACGCCCCGCGACACGCAGCAGGUGAGCCCGAAGGGGGAGAGCAGGCGCCCGCGUCCGCCGAGCGCGCCCCGGCGCGGACCUGCCUCGAGGCCGCGAGCCCCGCCGGCCCUGGCGACCAGAGCGCCCGGGGAGAGGACGCCGAGGGGCAUUGGCGCGCGGAGAAGCCCGGGGCAGCCCUCGAGUCGGGAGCCGGCGAGGUCCAGGCGGCCGAGGAUGCGUCCAGGACAGGUGACGUUCCGAUAAAGACCGUCCCCCUUGUCGACUCCGAAGGUGGCAGCGGCCGGGCGUCUGCCGUCCCUGACCCUUCCUCUGUUGAUCCACCCUCAGACCCGUCGGCAGAUCGUAUUUGUUUGAUGUUUUCUGACGUGACUUCACUGAAAAGCUUUGACUCUCUUACAGGCUGUGGAGAUAUUAUUGCAGACCCAGAAGAAGAGGCAGGCCCCAGCUGUGACAAGCAUGCCCCCGGGCCAGGCAAGGCAGUGCUCUCUAAAAAGAACACCAGCGUGGUGGCCUACCAAGGAGGAGGGGAGGAGAUGGCCAGCCCGGAUGAGGUGGACGACACCUAUCUCCCGGAAUUCUGGGACAUGUUGUCCCAGACUGAGGACCAAGGACAAGGGCCCCAAGAGGGCGCAGCGAAGGCUGCCACUGCUUCGGACACCAAACUGGCCCCUGAGACCUCCAAUGAUGCCCGGUGUGGGGAAGUAGUCAAGGACGUGUCCUCUGUCAAGCGCAGGAGGCUCCACAGGAUCCCCGUUGAGGCUCAGCAGAAGGACGAGCCAAAGCACCCGGAGAAGGAGCAUCAAGAAGGUGUCCCUAACAGCGACGAGGGCUACUGGGACUCCACCACUCCUGGUCCAGAAGAAGAUAGCGCCAGCAGCAGUAAGAAGGCAGUCAUCCCCAGGGAUAGCGACAGUGGCGAUGCUCUCUAUGAUCUCGACACUGAACCCGAAGGAAGCCCAGCUGCCCUUCCUGCCACAGAGGACCCACCCUGCUUGUCCCGGCUCAAGCCCGUGUCUCCAAGCACCAUCACCUGUCCGCUGAGAACACCAGGCAGCUUGCUGAAGGACUCUAAAAUCCCCAUUAGCAUCAAGCAUCUCUCCAACCUCCCAUCCAGCCAUCCUGUGGUGCACCAGCAACCAGCCAGGAGUGAGAUGCCCAGAACAAAAAUCCCCGUUUCCAAAGUGCUGGUCCGCAGGGUCAGCAACCGGGGUUUGGCUGGGACCACUAUCAGGGCAGCAGCAUGCCAUGACAGUGCCAAAAAGUUGUGAGGUCUCCAAGGCCAAGGAGGAUGGAUGUUCCGUGAGUUAAGGAAUACAACUUUCCCCUGGAAACCACUGAAGGAAGUUUGCUUUCCCCAAAGCAAACCAUUUAGGACCCACCCUUCUCCAUAUGGCCUAGAAGUCUUUGUUGGAGACAGGGACAGGGCACCCUGGAAGGGGGAUGUUACACCUGGAGUUCAGAUAAGUUCCUGGGAAUUCUUUUCUAGCACUUUUUUUUUCUUUUAACUUUUAAAAAAAUCUGGGUUUCUUCUUCUUUUCUUUAAUUCAUGGAUCAGAAGUCGCCUUCCCUUGCUUUUGCAGAAAAUAAAAUUUAACCAAAUCUAACAAAUAUAUCACGCCAGGAUAUCGGGCUGUUCUAGAAUCAAGAGGGCCUUGAGGAAUCACUAACAACAGAAUUCUUGCCUCUCUUUCCAGGAAAAAACAAAACAAAACAAAACAAAGACCCUUUGCUUAUCACUGUGUGGGAAACACCUGCAAAGCUUAAAGAUCCAAAUAGCUAUGUGAUGAGAAGAGGGACUACUGGCUGGCAGAAUCCCCCCGCCCCAACGUCCAGUUGCCAGACAUACAAAUAGGUAAAGAUCUAUCUCUACAAAAACAGAAAGGUUUUAGUUUGGCUGGUUCAGAUCAUUUGUUUGAGGAGAAAUAAAAGGCUCAUGAUUAGUUUAUGUGGUUUUUGUUUUGUUUGUGUAUUUUUUGGGUCUACUCCUCCCUCUUGGGGCAAAAAUUAGGAUCAGGGAAAGAUCUCACUAAAUGCUAGUUACACAGUAUUUUGUCAUUUGUAAACGUCAACCUUCUUACAUGUAGAUAAUGCAUAUUUUAACAGUUUGUCUCACGGUUAACAUUUUACAACCCGUCAAUGAUAUAGAAUUUAGAGUCUGGUCUUAUAGUUGGAUAUGAUGACAAACCAUUGUGGUUCUUUAUGCACUGUAACCUGGGGCAGGGAUGCUUUCGAUUUAUGAGGGUUCUUUGCAUAUAUAUAUAUAUAUAUAUAUAUAUAUAUAUAUAUAUAUAUCCAAUGCCCUUGAACAAUGAUCUGCCUGGCCUUGGUUAAGAGUCCAUUUCUUAGCCCAAACCAGAGAUUUUACCUUGUUUAUAAAAAUGUUGAAUCCAACCAUUUCCCCAAGGUUAGGAAGUCCAAAGUGAACAUAUCAAGAAAUAAUAGAAAAAUACAAGUUUAAAGCGACUCAUUUUACUUUUGCUAUGUAAACCUAUGCCUGAACAGGUGUAUUCUUCAUGUGACACUGGCAAACCUAAGUGUGUAAACAUUCUACUAAAUUACUUUUGAGAAAUGGUUUGAUUCGAUAUUUGCUCUCUAAUAUUUUAGCUGAAACUCUGAUGCCUUGGCAGUUCGAACAAUGCAGUGAAGGGGUUCCUCGAAUGCUGUCAGUGUCUGCUGACUAAAAACUGAUGUCCUCUGGAGGUGCAGUUAACUCAAAGGGCUAGAGCUUCUGCCAGGGGUGCUGUGGCACAUCGGGAGGAUGGCACAUAUCCCAGUGGCCCUGCAUGUGUGUGAACGAUAUGAGCACAGUGUAAUUUGAGUUCUAGAGAGAUGAUUAAGAAAUGGUUUGCUAUUUUGUGUUUUAAGAUUUUAGUUAUAUUUUGUAAAAGAAAAAAAAGAAGCUAAAUAUAUGAAAAUUUAUUUUAAUAGUGUGAAGGAAGCAAAAAUAAGUGGGCAUCAAGGGAAACUUGAUAAGGCAUAAAGGAACAUAUUCCCAUUUCCAAUUUGUAGCAAUUCCCUUAGAAGAGGGGGCAGAGGUCUGCUGUAUCUCUUAGAUUACCGACUUUUACUGUAUUGUCUCAGGUCCUUGAUGUUAUCGCAAAGCAAUGCUUUAAUUUUUAAUUUCCUUAUAUCUAGAGAUGAGACCCUCCACGUACUCAUCACCCUAAGCAUUCUGGACUUUUUAAUCAGAUACUAUACAAGCAUCUCAUACAUGCUCAGGAAUUCAUCUGGAUAAAAAUUAACAGAAGACAUCUCAAAAUAGUUGGGAUUUGGCAAUAUUUUGAAAAUCACUUCUGCCCUUGAGAAAAGAUUUUAAAUCUGAUUAAUAUUGAUAGAAAUAUUUAGACCCAAAAAUGCAUUUGUUUUCCCCUAGAACCGGAGAGGACAUGCAUUUUACUUCUAGCAGGAAAACAAAGGCACUUUUUCCUUGUGCUUUUCCCUGCAAAGAUCCUAUUUACCUUUGCAGGACUCCAUGGCUGGGUUUUGUUUGCACUUGUGCAGCUGUGUAGGGAAGGUAGCAUAUGAAGACUGGGUUCAGACAGUGUCAGAGUAAUGGCAGGUGGUUGCUGACGCACCAGAAGCCCCUCCUUCAAGCCUUCCCAGCUUGGAGGUUUAUUUCUGCAAUCACCCACUAUGCCAUCCUCGCUUUAUAAGUGAAGGAAUAUUUUAGCACUAGUUACCUUAAUUUCCUCCUGGCAAUUAACCAGUUACAAAAGACUUAAAGUGUUUUAUUUAUAAAAUUCUUUUUACCACACUUCCCCCCACCCUGAUUUUUCUCUUUUAUGCUGCACAUUUAAGAACAGCACCCGUGCCAGUCCAGUCAAGGACUUGGCACUUGGCAGUGGACUGAAUGCCCUUAGCUGUUAGCAGUUAGGACAGUGGUCAGCCUUCUCCAAACACAGAAAAGGGAUCAGAGUUGCUUUCUUGUGCCAAGGGUUACUUUGUCUUGCUUGUGUUUGCAAGAAAUUCCUAGAUUUUCAUGCAACUGUUUAUGAGUGUGUUAUCUCACAGUCUUCUGAGAACUGGACAGGCUUCUUUGCUGACUCUUAGAGAAAGGUCAGACAUGAGCAAGUGAUGAUUUCUUGGUAUGUGCGGUUCUAAGGCCCAUCGGAUUGACACCCUUUGGGUAAAGAGCUGCCUGAGAGGAGAGAACAAACAGCUAAGUCAACUGUUGGGCAGGAAUUUGUCAGUUUAAUGGCUCUGAACAAAGACAGCCUGUCUUUAAUAUCUACAACACACACACACACACACACACACACACACACACACACACACACACACACACACACUACUCAUUUAGUCCUGCCUUGGUUCUGCUGGCAGUGGCGGCUCUUAUUCUCCUCCAUCAUGGAGUGGGAGACAUUUCAUUUACUUCAGCAUUUCAAAUAAUCACAAGAGGAAAUACAUUUUUAUGAUUUCACAUAACAACAAUGCAAUACAGAUCAUCAGGACUCCUCUGAGAUUCAUUUUUGCACAAAACUUAUCUGCCCUAUUGACAUGCAAAUAUACAUUCAGUGUUUAAUCUGUGCAGACGACGUCUUGCCCGGCUUAGAGGGCUUACUCACUCAUCUCAGUUCUUUUUCAUUCAUUGAAAUUAAUAUGCCAAGUACCCUAUGCUGACUCAAUUGUCAAGGUCAAAGCCUAUAUCAGGUGUUAAGGUUUCUUUGACCAAACUUUCUAAGAGUUUGCACUUUUCACUCUUUCUCUGAUCUAUCUGGGGGAAGGUCUUUACUAAGAGCAUUAUCUGAAGAGGUUGGCUCUUGUGGUUUUAUCUCCCUUUGUUUUCAUCAUAGUUACCUCCUGCCCUGGAUAGUGAGAAUACAACAUUCUCCAUGUUGUUGCUGGUCUUCUGGACCAUGUUAGCAAGUUUUGCUCCCUCGUUGCUCUUUGUAAAUGUCUUCCUUGCACUGAAAAUGUGCGAACUUGGCUCUCUGGGCUGAGACAUAAGCCAGUCAGUCACCUACACUCUGCUUCCCUCCCGAGUGCUAAAAAAUAUUAACACAAGAGUUUUCCCGUCGCCUCUCCUUGUCUCCAGGAUGGCCAGUUAGAAGGCUCUGCAUAAGGAUCCAAACACCUCAGCUAACCUUGGUCUUAUCCUUUCUCAGCCCACCAAGAAAGGACUCAAUUAUUCGUGUAAGCUCAGCCUUGGAAAUUUUGAUUCACUAUGCAAAAAAAAAAAAAAAACAAAAACAAAAACAAAAACAAAAACAAAAAAAAAAAAAAAAAAAACACGAGCCAGUGAGGGGUCAAUAAGGUCUUAGCAGUGUGUCCCUUGUGUGGCAGAAGAGGACUGCUUAGGAGCACCUCAGGGUGCUUAGUGUGUGCUCGGAGUGGUCACUGGCUGUGUCACCUGCCUCUGCUCUCCAGCCUUCCAGUGGCUGUCAGUUCUAGAGUGCUUCUCUGCGCCUCCCACUCUGGAGAUGGUUUGAAGGAAGCAGUUUGUGGCAAUGAUAGCCACUUAGAAAGAAAGGGAUUGCUCCCCCUGCAGACAGAUGAGCCUUCAAAAGGUGGUUUGGAAUUGAACUAGGGAGAGGAGUUCUUCCUUGAGCGGAAAUCAGGGAAGGUUAAAGUGUCCCGAGUCCUCCAGCUGACGGACAGCAGCUUUUAUGAUAUUGACUUGAACGCAACACACCGCAUAUUUCCAGGAUAGUCGCUAUAUCUAAUACUUACUUAACUGUGAAAAUCCAGUUGGAGGCUUCCGUGUCGCUGUGCUGUUAUCGGAUCUUUUUUUUCCAAUAUUCUUUCAAACACUUUCAUUUGACUCAUCUCCCCUCCUGCAUGUUUCGUAUUUGUGCGUAUUGCUUAAUAGCUUGUAUGUUGGCGCAGAGUGGUGGUAAACCAAGUCCCACAGAUGCUUCUAGAACUUCUGACAGUGGCCAGCGCUUGCUCAACUCUUCUGUGUGCCAGUAACUCCACUUUCUUAACAGCCACAUGGGGUGACACUGUCUCCCCGAUAGGACUUUACUUGAGACUUUUUGUUCUUUCUGACCCUUUCAUUGUAGGCACCCCCCUCUCCCCCUCCCCCCGAGUCUCUUGGGCAGGGCUGCAACUGUUUAGUGUCCUGGUAACACCAGAACUCAGAGCUGCUGGAGUCAUUGACCUCCCUUUGUGUCUAACAGGAAAAGCCGACUCACAUCCAAGCUGAUGAAGUUGGCUCCGUGUCUAAGACAUUGGUGCUUUGGGUCACACACGAGGGAACCUGCAGCCCCCUGUUCCUCUGUGGUCCACAGGCAAACAAUUGGCUUCCUUCUCUUCGGCGCACCCUCUCCUUCCAGGGAUUAACAUGAAAAGUACCGACAGAAGUCUCUUCUGUUGUCAUGGCAACACUUCUUCCCUGAUAGGAUUUUGGCCAUUCCGGGCACGCUUCUUCACUCUCCUACCUUAAGCCUAGACUAGCCUUGUUUUGAGUAUUCUGUGUUAUUUUUAUUGUAGUAAGAACAUCCCGCAUGAAGUCUGCCCUCUCCAGUUUUUACAUGUGCAAUACAGCACACAAGGGCUAUAGGCACACGGCUUAGAGCAGACCUCUGGAACUUGUGCAUACUGGAGUCAUGGAUAUUUUAUUGCUCACUGAUCAGCCAUGCCCCCUUCUCCAGCCCUGAUAACCACCACUCUGUUGUUUGAUUCUAGGAGCUGGACUGUUUUAAAUACCUCAGAGCAGUGAGAUCUGGUAGAUUUUGGGCUUUUGUGACUUGCUUAUUUCACCGAGCAUAGCGUCUCCCAGGUACAAUGUCCACCUUGUCAUAUGUUAGGCGCUCUCCCUUUCUGGAUGCCGAUCCCAUCGUGCUGCAUGUCCACUGCAUUUUACGUUUUUAGUCACCUGUCGGCAAACAUGAUACUGUGUCUUGACUACUGUGGAUAAUGCCCCAGUGUACAUGAGGAUGGACAUAGCUUUUCAAGAUCCUGACCUCUCAAGCCUUUCAGAUAAAUACCCCUAAGUGGAAUUGCUGGGCCACACAGUAAUUUUAUUUUUAAGCCUUUGAGGACCUUUCCUCGCGCUGUGUUUCCCACAGCAGAUGCAUCAUUUUACACCCCUAACAUCAGUACCCAAGGGCCCAGUUUCUCCACCAUCAACUAGUUGUCUGUUGUCUUCUUAAACGGGGAGCAGCUGAGUUAUCCUUUGCCCUGGUCCAGCUCUGAAUUCCAGAUGCAAGUACCUGUGAUCACAAGCUAUCCAUCCUGUUUCCUCAGUGGCCCUGGAAUCUUGAUCUACAUUUUCUGAUUCAUUAAUUUACUCAAGUGGCAUUUACCUAGCACAUCUUAUCAUUUUGUGAUUAAUUCUACUGACUUCCAUAGGCUGGGUUUCCUGGAGUGUCAGAAAUGGGACUCUCUACUUUGUUUUACGCCAUUAUCUUGAUAGCUCACAAGAACCAUGUAAGGCUUCUCUGGGCUCCAUUUUCUGGAAGAAGAAACUGAUUCUUGAGAAGUUUGAAGAUCCUUGAGGCUUGAGUCACAUUUUGAGUAACAGGGACAGCAUUUGAAACUGAUCCCACAGCCCAGGCUUUAAUUGGAGACUUUUUUCGGCCAUCACAAACCUUUUGAAUUACUCAUUUUAAGUGAGAAACUGAUGGAUCAAACUCCAUUUUUAUGAUGGCAGUUGUUAUUUAAAUGAUUCUUUCAAUUAAAACUGAACUUGGUUUUUAAAUAGCCAUUGAUGGCCUUCAUAAAAAUCUAUGUUAACAAGUCUAAAAGGUUGAUUCAGGGACAAGCAAGCUUUUUCCUAUCUAGGUCAGUUAAAAUUGGGGGUCAUAGCCCCUAUUUAUUUAGAUUGUACUUAUGGGCUAUAAACUCUUAUCUCUGUUUUGCGAAUAACACAGCCAGAAAAGCAAUUUCAGUGGGGAAUCCAUUAGGCUUUGACCUUGUUUCCUUUAUCUCUGAUCCCAGAGAGAUGCCUAUCUCAGUAUGUAGGGAAAAUCAGUUUGAAAUUGCAUCAAUAUCACAACUAACAAGAUUAUUUUACUCAUAUACAUGCUACCUACCUUUGGUCUGCUUUCCCCGUGAUUCAGCGUCACGGGACAUGGUGGGAGAAUCAAUGCUGGCCCUUCUUACCCUGUUGCAUGGUAAGCUAGGAGGAGUCAGGAGGUGUAUUUAAUAAUUAACUCUCUGACCUAUAUGAGACCUAUAGAUGCAGUCGUGGUGCCUGGUUCUUUGAGAUGCAUCCAGCUUUUCCCAGGCAUCUUCAAAUCUGAGUCAUUUAACAAAGCAAAGUAGAAAUGCUAGAACACGUGUGGUCCAGUAGCAGAGGGGCGUGGAGGGUAAACACAGCACCAUCCCUGUGUUCAAUGUGCACAGCGCUGGUACCGAUGCUGCUGUGCCGCCUGCGGUAGCCAGGUGGAAUUAAUGAAUGCUCUUCACUGCCUACUAAAGAACGCCCGAGCAUUUUCAUUACUUCCAGAGUAAACUCAGCAGGGCUGAUCUGAUGGCUAGUGGUGGAUUUAAGGAGAAUAUCAGUGAAAAGUGACUCUGACGAUAAAGCCCUGUGGUUUUCACUCGUCCUCAGUGGCCCAGCAGGCCCCUGAUUCCCAGGCAGCCUCCCAGUGUGGUAGAAGGAAGUGCAGGCCGUUUGGCAGCAAUGGCUACGGAAGCCCAAGCAGAACCUCCUGGCGGGAGAGCCUCUGAGGACAGGGCUUGGCUGCAUCACUUUUGUGCACAGGAGGAAAAUCGCUGGUAAUUGGUAGGUUUAUAUAUAUUAUUUUUAUAAUAGAAUGUUAAUCCUCUGAAAAACAUCAGAAAGUUAGUCUCCUAGAAAGAACUCUAUGCUUUCCAAACCUACUUCCAAGAAGGGUUCUAAACACCAGUAGGGUCCUUUAUCCUUCACUACUCCGAUGGUCUAAUGGGAUAGAUGAAUCAAUGUUUAUAUUUUUAAACCUGUAAAUAUUUUUAUUUUGAAUAUUUUGUAUAUUUGUUGAUAUAACUCCAUUUUGUGCAUAUGUACUAUUGUGCAUGUUGCUGGUUUUGAUAGCCACUCUUUUAACAAAUGUAAACAGGUUGGACUAACCGGCUCUCUGCUUUCAUUCAUCUUACACUGAAAAUACAAUGUUGCCAUUUUAACUGCUGUGUUUAAAUUCCGUCAAUAAAUUCUGUUGCUCCUUUGCAGUUAAA